UUGAGUCUUCGUGGGGCAUUUUGUUUUUUUGGGUGGCUUGUGAACUUAUAAGAUAGCCUUUCUCAUAUUAUUCCCUUCCUUCUUCCCUCAACAACAUUGAUAGAUGGAGUGCAUCAACAUGCUCCCUCUACUCGUCGUCUUGGUACUCGUAACGUUCCCGGGUGAUCCCGUUGUUUCGGGCGGAGCCCAGAGUGGACCGACGGUCAACGUGACCAAACGCAUCUCCUUCCCGGAUUUCAGCACCCGGAACAAUCCCAGAAUCUUCCAACAUCUAACUCUUCUCGGGAGCGCAACCGUUUCGAGCCACGGGUCUUGUCUCCAGAUACCGAAACCCUCCUCCGACCUCAAGCACCUCGCCGGCCGGGCGAUCCAUUCGGCGCCUUUCCGCCUCUACGACCCGUCGAGCCGAACCCCGGCUUCGUUCCACACCACGUUCUCGUUCCAAUUCCAAUCUUCGCCGACAAUCCCCCAAGGCGGCCAUGGUUUGACGUUCAUCAUAGUUCCCGACGAGUUCACCGUCGGGAGGGCGGGCCCAUGGCUCGGCAUGCUCAACGACGUCUGCGACGACGCCUACCGGUCCGUUGCGGUGGAGUUCGACACCCGAAUGAACCCGGAGUUCGGCGACCCGAGCGACAAUCAUGUCGGCAUCAACCUCGGAAGCAUCGUCUCGGCCACGGCCGUUAACGCCUCCGAGGUCGGCGUCUUUCUCCGGGACGGGUCGGUUCACCGAGCCUGGAUAAGCUACGACGGCCCACGCCGGUUCAUCGAUAUCCGGCUUGGGUUAGACCGCAACGGGUACCCCUCUAAGCCGGUUUACGCCGGCUCUCUCGACCUCUCCCCCUACCUCAACGAGUAUAUGUUCGUCGGCUUCUCUGCUUCCACCGGCAAUCACACCCAAAUCCACAACGUCAUGUCUUGGAAUUUCACUUCUAACAGUCAAGCCUCCCUAAGAAUUCCAUCAUCCGAAACCUGCGAGAACAAAUUAUUGUUACAACAAAGAAGCAGAAACGCAGUGUUUGACGAAGAAGAGAAAUCCCACGAAAGAACGCCCACGAGUUUCUUGAUUUUCUUAGCUGUGCUUAUUCUUAUGGUCUCGGUUUUGACCAAUCUUUACUUCGCCGGCGGGAAGAAAACCGGUGACGAAUCAGGUGGCAAGAAAUCGGAGAAGAAACAGAGGCUGGCGCCACCGAACAAGGCUCGCCGGUUCAGUUUGACUGAAAUCUCAUCGGCAACCCGGAAUUUCAGCCAGGCGCAGAUUCUGGGCAGUGAUUCCAGGAGCGUCACGCACAAGGCGAUUCUGCUGCGCGGAUGCGGCGUGGCAGUGAAGCGGUACUGCGAUAAGUUCUUCGAGUCAGGCGGGUCUGAUCGACGGCGGCGAUUGCACCGGGAAAUCAAAGCUGCCGGCAAGAUCCGGCACCCCAAUUUGGUCCCCGUCAGAGGGUGGUGUUUCGACGAGAAAGAAACAAUCGUCGUGUACGAUUACAUCCCGAACGGAAGCCUCGACAGGUGGCUGUUCGGCGGCGGGGUUCUGCCGUGGACGCGGCGGUUGAAGGUGGCGAAAGACGUGGCGGAUGCGCUGAGCUUCGUGCACUCGAAGCAACUAGCCCACAAGAAUGUGAAGGCCAGCAGCGUAUUUCUAGACGUUAGCUUCAGAGCAGUGGUAGGCGAUUUCGGGUACGUGCUGAGCGGGGUCGAGUCGACUCGGUUCGAAUCGGCGGUGAGCCAGACGGCGGACGUAUUCGAGUUCGGCGUGCUGGCACUAGAGAUAGUGUCGGGUCGGCCGAGGAAGUCCGACCCGGGGGAAAUGGAUCUGCUGGGCUUGGCUUGGGCAUUGCACGAGGAAGGCGAAAAGGAAAAACUGGUGGACCGGCGAAUGGGGUUCGUUGUGAACCGGGAGCAGGCGGUCCGGGUUAUGGAUGUUGGGUUGCUUUGUACGUUGAACGAGAACAAAGGCCGGCCCAGCAUGAAGGAAGUGGUGGAGUUUCUGAACGGUGACAAACCGGUUCCAGAGCUGCCGCCGGUCCGACCGCCCUCGUUGUUCCCCUACAGCAGCACCACAGGGUUGUGCACUGCUCACGCAUGUUCUCCAUUCAAGUGAGUAAUGCCACGUGUUCAGAUAUGUGAGAAAUAAUUCGUCCAAAAUUGUAGUUAUGCGUCUUUCUCGAAUUCUCAGGGGUAUUAACUACGUGGAAAGUUGACUAGUUUGUGAAUAUUUUUAUUAUUUCUCCAAGAUUCUACCAUGACCUCAUGAGUCGUGUUCGUGUUACCUCGGAGCCCGGAGUAUUAAAAUAUGGUGACACCGGAGUAUAUAAGACUAGUAUUUUGACCUGUGCCACACACGGGGUUGAAUGAAUUCUUGUUGAUUCUGAAUUUUUUUUCAAUGCAAAAUAUUUUUUUUGGAAUAAAAAAAAUAUUGCUCACAUAAUUUUAAUACCAUAGACAAAAAAGACAAAUUAAAAUAAAUAAUAUUUGAGGAAUUGAAUAUGUACACAACAAAGUUUGUUUUAGUACCAAAUUUUCUGAAAGACUUCAAGCAGAGCUAAGCUGGGAGUGAAUGAUUUUGUUCCUUGAUUUUGAUCCUUGUCUUCCAGAUCCAGUAACAGUUUGGUGGUGAAAGGGCAUCUACAGAAGAGGUGGUUGUGAUUUUCAUCCUAAGUUCUGCACAGUGGGCAUGCUUGGUCCAUGU
Messenger RNA from Cuscuta campestris, 2686 nucleotides. The record is from the annotation of a GenBank genome assembly. NCBI's taxonomy places the organism in Eukaryota, Viridiplantae, Streptophyta, Magnoliopsida, Solanales, Convolvulaceae.